UGCUUUCUCUCUGCACUCAUUUAUAUUUUAAUUACUGUUCCUACUUGGAUUGUCUGCAACAAGUUCUCACAAUGUGCACGUUUUGCAGCUUCAAAUGCUGCUUCGUUUUCUUCAAUUUGCUUUUUUUGGCAUCAGGGGUCACUCUCAUCGGUGUCGGAGCGCAGCAAUACUCGACUUACCAACAGAUGGGAGCGUUUGCAGGACAGAGCCUGUCAAAAAUUGCCAUAGUCCUGAUUACAGUGGGUGUCAUCAUCACCCUGGUCUCCCUCUUGGGCCAUUUGGGGUCGUUCUUUAAUGAUUACAACAUGGUGUCUUGUUUCAUCUGCAUCCUGAUCGUCAUCAUCCUUCUGCAGAUAAUCACAGGGGCUGUGUUUUACGUGUUCCGCAGCAGGACCCUCGUCCUAAAAGGUGUGAAAGGUGCUUUGGACUACGACAGCAAAGCACGAAAGGUGAUCAGUGAAUACAGCCCGGAGAAGAGACAUGAUAUCGACAAACUUCAGGAAAAGUUCAGGUGCUGUGGUGCAGACGGCCCCGAGGACUGGGCCAGCAGCACGGGCUGGGGGAACCCUGAUGCGGUGCCAGAUUCCUGCUGCGUGGUGAAGAGCCAGGGUUGUGGACAAGAAAAGGACAAAGCACGCAGCAAGGGUUGUCUCCGAGCCAUCAAGCUCUUUCUGUUGAAAAACCUGAUGUGGGUCGGAGCGCUCUGCAUUGUUCUCGGACUUGCAGAGGUUAUGGGAGUGAUAAUCGGGGUGUGCUUCUGUCUGAACAUUAAACGAAAAAACUAUGAAAACAUGGGCUGAUGCGUCAUUGUGGCCGAGCACAACCGGCUUCCCACAUCAGCGACAUUUUUGCUAUAUUUUAUUUGCUUUUCCAGUCUUUUCUUUCUAAAAUGUGACAUGAAGAUUAAACAUGUAGUCACUGAUAUGUUUGAACAUAACUGAAAGGUACCUUGUUGCUACUUUAAUGCUUGCCAGCUGUGACUAUCCUAACAAGUUAUCAUGGAAAUAUUUUGGCUUAUGCUAUUUGAAACACAAUGAUCU
Molecule: messenger RNA, 1040 nt
Organism: Centropristis striata (black sea bass)
Lineage: Eukaryota; Metazoa; Chordata; Actinopteri; Perciformes; Serranidae
Product: CD63 antigen-like
Exons: 7
Coding region: 72-800 (242 amino acids)
Cellular component (GO): membrane
Source: RefSeq, a predicted model, not a curated record